GCGCGCGGUUGCCGCGGUGACCGGCGGCGCCGCACACGGGCGGGCUUUGUGAGUCUCGGCGCGUGGCCGCGGAGGUGCUGGGACCCCGGCCUGCGCCGGCGGGGCGGCGGGCUCACCUAUGGGACUUUCCAAAAGCAAGCCCAAGCCCAGGAAAGGUGAGGAGCCGAGGAAGGGGUCCUCCUACUCGAGUUCGCGGUCCAAGGAGGCCAAGCUGGCAGACCGGGAGCCCGAGAAGCUCUCCGACAGCCUCCUCUCCAGGAAGGGGUCGGCCAAGCACGGAAGGCCUUCUGCGUCGUCGGAAGAGAAACCUGAUGUAAAGCAAAAGUCGAACAAGAAGAAAUUUGUCAUUCCGCAGAUCAUCAUCACUCGGGCCUCAAAUGAGACUCUAAUCAGCUACUGUUCCACUGAAAGCGAAGAGCAGAGAACCAUUCGAGAACAGGCUGAUUGGGGCCCCUACCACCGACACAGGAACCCCAGUACAGUGGCUGCUUAUGGUCUGCAUACUAAAGAAUAAACAAGCACCCCCAAACUCACUCUGAGUCUCAGCCACACUGGCAAAAGGACCACCCUCCCUGCCCCUUGGGAGGCAAGGGGUCCUCAGUCCACUAGGUUCUUCCACAGUGGCCACCUUGGUCUUACCUUCCCCAGGGCUGGCAGCUUGAUGGAGUGACAGUGACAGGUUCAGAGUGAACUUUGAGGUGCUAAAUGAAUAAACUAGCAUGUCCUGUUGGAAGUGGCUGGCUGUGCCGGGUGAUGGGCAGCAGGUGGCACGGACUCUGACUUAGGUGGGCAGUAAGUACUUGGAAGUUAUGGAAAAUGGCCUGUCCCCAGACUUGGAGAAAAGGCCAGAGUCUGAGUACAUCUUUGAGAUGUAAUGUAGAACAGUUGUAGGGCUGCCGUGUGCUACUGGCUUCUGUGCUGCCUGCUGUGCCUCGACCUAAUGUGUCCAAGGCCCAGAAUAGUGCAGGAUGUACCCUGGGGUGGCAGACAGGGUACUCAGGCUUUGGAAGUGACCUUGCCAAUGCUGUCCUGUCUUUCUGGCCCUAUGGACAAGGGUCCUGGUA
Sciurus carolinensis (gray squirrel) is the source of this 1064-nucleotide messenger RNA. It is a transcript of the gene Spata33, whose product is annotated as spermatogenesis associated 33. NCBI's taxonomy places the organism in Eukaryota, Metazoa, Chordata, Mammalia, Rodentia, Sciuridae. The transcript is spliced from 3 exons. The record is from RefSeq and is a predicted model, not a curated record. Gene Ontology annotation, cellular component: cytoplasm; nucleus. Bases 119 to 514 code for a protein of 131 amino acids.